AUGGCUGACGCUGUAAAAGAGCCGUCGCUUCGUGCGGUCCAGAUCGAAGCCCUUGUGGUCAUGAAGAUCAUAAAACACUCCUCCCAAUCGUUCCCGACGACGGCGACAGGAUCGCUACUUGGUAUGGAUGUGAACGGAACUCUGCAAGUGACAAACUGCUUCCCAUUUCCUACGAUCGAUGCCCCUGCGCAGGAUGGUCAUCAACAAGAUUCCUCUUCGAAUGUCGCUGCUGCCGCGCCACGCGCAAAAGCCAAUACCGCUUACCAGAACGAGAUGAUCAAGUAUCUCAGGGAGGUCAAUGUAGACGCGCAGAAUGUGGGAUGGUAUACGAGUACCAGCAUGGGAAAUUUCGUGAACCUGAACACGAUCGAGAACCAAUAUUUCUACCAGAAGGAAAUGAAUGAGAGGACUGUAGCAUUGGUGCACGAUGUCAGUAGGACAUCGCAAGGAAGCCUGAGCCUGCGGGCGUAUCGCUUGUCGCCAGCAUUCAUGACAGCAUACAAGGAGGGCAAGUUCAACACGGAGAGUCUCCAAAAGAGCGGCCUCCGCUACCAAGACAUCCUCGUCGAACUCCCUCUCACAAUUCAUAACUCCCAUCUCUUGACAUCACUACUACACCAACUCCCUUCACAGCCACCCAAGGAGGAGCUCAAAUUCCCACCGAAUCUUGCUGCACUCAACCAUGACCUCAAUACCUCCGAACCUCCUUUGUUUCCGAACUUCGAGUCUCUAGAUCUUUCAAUUGAUCCAUUCCUCGAGAAGACAUGCGACUUACUACUGGAAAGCAUAGAGAACCACCAUACCGAGCUCAACAACCACCAGUACUACCAAAGGUCCCUUGCCCGUGAGCAAGCCAAGAUUACUGCAUGGCAACAAAAGCGCAAGGCAGAGAACCUGGCCCGUGCGGCUUCGAAGCAACCACUACUACCGGAGGAUGAGUAUCAGAGGCUGUUCAAGUUGCCUACCGAGCCCAGCCGGUUAGAAGUGCUUUUGAAUUCGAGGCAGAUUGAGCAGUAUGCCCGCCAGGUCGAUGGCUUUACCGCGACGGUAGAUGCAAAGAUGUUCGCAGUGAAAAACAACUUGCACCCUGGAGAAUAG
Messenger RNA from Pseudovirgaria hyperparasitica, 1098 nucleotides. Its product is annotated as eukaryotic translation initiation factor 3 subunit H. The coding region runs from base 1 to 1098 and encodes 365 amino acids. Lineage: Eukaryota; Fungi; Ascomycota; Dothideomycetes; Acrospermales; Acrospermaceae. Gene Ontology annotation, molecular function: translation initiation factor activity; metallopeptidase activity; protein binding. The transcript has 3 exons. Gene Ontology annotation, cellular component: eukaryotic 43S preinitiation complex; eukaryotic translation initiation factor 3 complex; cytosol. The record is from RefSeq and is a predicted model, not a curated record.